Saccoglossus kowalevskii is the source of this 1200-nucleotide messenger RNA. RefSeq names its product alpha-N-acetylneuraminide alpha-2,8-sialyltransferase-like. The record is from RefSeq and is a predicted model, not a curated record. NCBI's taxonomy places the organism in Eukaryota, Metazoa, Hemichordata, Enteropneusta, Harrimaniidae. Gene Ontology annotation, molecular function: alpha-N-acetylneuraminate alpha-2,8-sialyltransferase activity. Gene Ontology annotation, biological process: oligosaccharide metabolic process; N-glycan processing.
AUGGUGUCUUUUACCUUGUUGAUUGUAUAUGUGAUUUUUAAAAGACAAUUUAUUGCCUCGAAAUCCCUUGAUUCAAGCCUGCUACGAGAAAUUGCUGAUUCCAUGCAACCUUGUGCGGGCUGCGGUGUUCCUCGUGUGGCUGAGAAGGGAUAUGCUGAUCUCAAGAAGCAAGGUGAUAGAGAAGAUGAUUCCCCGGGAAGUCACGGAGUUCAAGAUACCGGUGUUGAAAAGAAAGUGUUAUCUGUACAUCCCAGUACAGAGGUACCGUCCAGUAAUUUCACAACGACAAAUCACACGGACAAUCUUGACUGCAUUUUGGACAAAUUAUCGAAACCAUGGCGACGGAAUGCUACAAAUGUCAACCAAAUUCGUGAAAUUAUAGAUCGUAUGACAAAUACGAGAGAUAUGCUUAUUUUGACUAAGAGUAACUGUAAACUAGACGAACGGAUGCAGUUUUCUGUACAGAGUAAUGUCGAUUACCCGAUCACAGAGGAAAUCUACAACGCCAUCCCCAAAUAUUCACCAUUUUCCGGCAAAUCAUUUGGUGUGUGUACAGUGAUGGGGAGUAGUGGUAUUUUAACAAACAGCAACUGUGGCAUCGACAUCGACAAAUCUGACUUCGUCUUUCGGUGUAAUAUGCCACCGAUGACUGAAGAGUACGUUAAGGAUGUGGGAAGCAAAACUAACUUGACAACGGCAAAUAACGUCGCUGUCCUCGGCGGACGAUAUCGCAGUCUGGCACGAAAGUACGAUCAGAACCGAUUUGCUGAAGACGCGAAAGCAUUUAAUGGAUUUCUGUGGGUUCCUUUAUUUUCUGUGCAAAGUGGGCUCAGAUUCACCUUACAAGCUUACAGGGUCUACAAGAGGGCGCCAAACGACAGAAACAAACUUGUCUUCGCGCACCCCGCUCAUCUGGUGUCGGUGCAGAAUUUCUGGAACGAACUUGGCUUGCUAAACAGAAUGAGUACUGGCGCGUAUCUGACUGCAGCAGCGCUCUCACUAUGUCAGGAAGUCCACCUCUAUGGUUUUUGGCCGUUUGACCGAGGGGUGGGUGGUCGCCCUUUAGGUUUACAUUAUUACGACGAUCGUCCAAUAGAUACUGCUGCCCAUGACGUCAACAAAGAAUUUCUCACUUUAGUAAAACUACACGAAGAAGGCGUUAUUCGUUUACACACAGAAUCGUGCACUGUCGCCGUGUAG